ACAGGGUGUGUUCUCCGUGUUUUUUUAAAAAAGAUGUGUGCAAAUAUGUGAAUGCGGAGGGCAAAUUUGGAAACCAUGGGGCGCUGCUGCCGCUGGUUCGAGCUGUUCUGCGGCUGGCUGCAUUGCCGCUGAUUGACACAGUUGAGGGGUGGGGACGCAGGGUGGGGUCAGAAGCAGGGAGAGGCGGAGGAGAGACAGAGCGAACGAGCCCAACCCUGAACACGGCAACAACACACUGAGAGCGACACUGGGGAAGAAAGGAUUUUCGACGCCGAAGCUAUGAUCUAGAAGACGAUCCGAGGAAGCGACCGCUGCUUUUCCCAAAAUUAAUUUGAAAGGUGGAAAACUGCCAGCAAGAUUACUAUUAUUCUAUUAUACCCCGCCCGUUCGACCCCCCUCCACUCCACCCCUUCACCACUGCACCCGCUUAGCUACCGAGAUGCACACGGAGACUCGUAACAAGAAAUGCGAAUCGAGUCUUAAGAAGCCCAGUGCCUCCAGCUCUGAGUCAAAGGGAGAGAUGCCUUCGGCCCACAUCAAACCGGAGCCCGAAGAGGUCGACUGCACGAAGCCGGAGGCCAGCGAGGACCCCUCCCAGCCCACAGAGCUGAAGUCGAAGGGGGCGUCGCCCCCGCCCCUCUGCACCGCCAAACAGGAGGCUCCCGACGGCCUCUCCGCCGACCAGACGGAGCCGGUGGACCUUUCCCUCAACAAGCCCCGCCCCUCCCUCCCCGUCGCCACGGUGGCGUCCAGCCCGGCGGCCAACCCGCAGGCGCCCGGCGUGUCGACCACGCCCAUCCCGGCGGUGCUGUCGCCGGGCUCCAUCCUGGCCUCCACGCAGGGAGUGGGCGGCCAGCAGAUCCUGCAUGUCAUCCACACCAUCCCGUCCGUCAACAUGCCCAGCAAGAUGGGCCAGCUGCAGACCAUCCCAGUGGUGGUGCAGUCGCUGCCCGUCGUCUACACCGCCGUGCCCACUGACGGCAUGGCCACCGCCGCCAUCACCGUCCCACUCAUCGGGAGCGACGGCCGCUCGGAGGGGUCAGUACGCAUCAAGCCCGGGUCGGCGUCCCCGGUAGAGUUCCAGAGCGACAGUGACGCGGAGAGUGGGACAGAGACCGGCUCGGCCUCCUUCAGCACACAGGGACUGGAUCCCGGCUCUGGAGUGGAUCUAGACAUGCAGGCCGAUCCUGAUUCGCCAGACAUGAAGAGGAGGCGUGUCCAUAUGUGUGACUACGACGGCUGUAAUAAAGUCUACACCAAGAGCUCCCACCUGAAGGCGCACCGCCGGAUACACACAGGAGAGAAGCCGUACCACUGCACGUGGGAGGGCUGCACCUGGAGGUUCGCCCGCUCGGACGAGCUGACGCGACACUUCCGCAAGCACACGGGCAUCAAGCCCUUCCGCUGCAUCGACUGCGACCGAAGCUUCUCCCGCUCCGACCACCUGGCUCUGCACCGGAGACGCCACGUCAUGAUGUGAAUCCGGCCCCCCCCCCCCCCAACCAACCAACCAACCACCA
This is a messenger RNA of Megalops cyprinoides (Indo-Pacific tarpon), 1520 nucleotides long. RefSeq names its product Kruppel-like factor 8 (gene klf8). The coding region runs from base 440 to 1480 and encodes 346 amino acids. The transcript is spliced from 6 exons. Gene Ontology annotation, molecular function: RNA polymerase II cis-regulatory region sequence-specific DNA binding; DNA-binding transcription factor activity, RNA polymerase II-specific. Gene Ontology annotation, biological process: regulation of transcription by RNA polymerase II. The record is from RefSeq and is a predicted model, not a curated record. Lineage: Eukaryota; Metazoa; Chordata; Actinopteri; Elopiformes; Megalopidae.